ACUCUGACAAAGGUCCAGCAUUAAUUAGAGUUCACAGGAUGCGAUCGUUUUCAAGUUUACAAACUUCGUCUGUGAGAGCUACAAUAAAUCCUGGGUAGUGUUCCACAACUGUCGUCUGAAGGCCGUCAGUCGCAGCAGAGUGCUCCUCAACCUAAAUGCGACGAUAUUGCAUCCGACCCCCGAUAUGACCUGUCACAUUCAAAUGUUUAAGAGAGCAAGUGGAUAUAAGCCCUGGCUGGUCGACAUUAACCUUGAUGUCUGUCAGUAUUUUCGAAGGCGUAAUGUACCCUUUUUUUCUAUAUUCCUUAGUUUCUUUAAAGAGUCAACAAACUUCAAUCACACAUGCCCCUAUGUGGGCACACUGGUUGUCGAAGAUGUGUAUCUAAACCCCGAGCUACUGCGUCUUCCCAUGCCAACGGGCGAUUAUCUGAUCUCCUUGCACUGGUAUCACUUUAAGAAACAUCAAACAGAUAUUAACGUCAGUUUUACUUACGUUGAGGACCUCUUGAAGAGCUGGUAG
Drosophila guanche is the source of this 520-nucleotide messenger RNA. RefSeq lists its product as uncharacterized. The coding region runs from base 185 to 520 and encodes 111 amino acids. The transcript has 2 exons. The record is from RefSeq and is a predicted model, not a curated record. NCBI's taxonomy places the organism in Eukaryota, Metazoa, Arthropoda, Insecta, Diptera, Drosophilidae.